AUGUACGAUUCCUACGUUUUCGAAGAAGAUAAGCUCGGCAUGCUAGUGACGAGCGGGUCUGUGACCCUUAAAAAGGACCCCCAAAAUUUGGUAGGAAUUAGCAUUGGUGGGGGCGCUCCAUACUGUCCUUGCCUCUACGUGGUCCAAGUGUUUGACAACACUCCUGCGUCGCGCGACGGCACCAUUCAGGCCGGUGACGAAAUAACCGGUGUUGGUGGUGUCCGUGUCAAGGGCAAAGGCAAGGUUGAAGUGGCCCGUCUAAUCCAGAGCUUUUCGGAUUCCGUGACUAUCUACUUCAACAAACUUCAUGCCGAUCCUAAACAGGGCAAAACUUUGGACAUUGUUCUGAAGAAGUUGAAGCACAAGAUGGUUGAAAAUAUGGAGGCGAGCACGGCAGAUGCGCUUGGUUUGAGCCGGGCGAUUCUCGUUAACGAUAGCCUUUUAAAGAAAAUGGAUGAGAUGAACAGGACGGCGUCGAUGUUCAGUGACCUCGUGCAACACACACGCUCUCUCAUCAGGGCCAUCUUCCAGUUGUCGAAGAUUCACCGAACCUUCGGCAACAUCAUGUCUCAGAUCGGCGUAAAAGAGCCCCAGGUACGUGCCGGCCAGGCUUUUACUCAGUUCGGCGAGGCGCACAGGGAGAUGGAGAAAUUCGCUGUCGACGCACUCAAACAACUACAGCCGAUAGUCUCCGACUUGAACACAUUCCUCACCAAGGCCAUUCCCGACACGAAGUUGACUGUGAAACGCUACUUGGAUGUGAAAUUCGAGUAUCUGUCGUACUGUCUGAAGGUGAAGGAGAUGGAUGACGAGGAGUACACAUUCAAUGCCCUGCAGGAGCCCCUUUACCGCGUCGAGACGGGUAAUUACGAGUACCGCCUUGUGCUCCGCUGUCGCCAAGACGCCAGGACGCGGUUCGCCAAACUCCGCAAUGAUGUCCUUGUUAAACUCGAGCUCCUUGAUAAUAAACACGUGCAAGAUACAGUGAUACAGCUUCAGCGCUUUGUCUCGGCAAUGGCCUCCUACCACGAGAACUGCUACGAGGUCAUGAAGGGUGCGACGAUUUUCCCGCUGGAAAUGGACCUCUCUCGGGACGCCUUCGCUUACAAGUCCGAGCUCAUCAACACCGGCGAGACAGACGAUGAGGAGGAGGAGGAGGACGAUGUGGAGCCCCUCGACGGUGGUCGCCUUGAUGAAACGGGCCUCGCCAAAGACGUGGACACACUUCUGGACCUCGGAGACACGCCAGACGAGAAACCGGCCACACCGCCGUCCCAGCCGCAAAGGGACGUUUUCGAUUUGAUAUCUAUUGAUUAG
Mesocestoides corti is the source of this 1317-nucleotide messenger RNA. The record is from the annotation of a GenBank genome assembly. Lineage: Eukaryota; Metazoa; Platyhelminthes; Cestoda; Cyclophyllidea; Mesocestoididae.